Molecule: messenger RNA, 1198 nt
Organism: Oryza sativa Japonica Group (Japanese rice)
Lineage: Eukaryota; Viridiplantae; Streptophyta; Magnoliopsida; Poales; Poaceae
Source: RefSeq, a predicted model, not a curated record
GCGGCGACGCGAGCCACAAAGCCGUCGACCACCGCAACAACAAAAUAUCCUCCUCCCGACGCAAACCGGUUGCAAGGCAGGCAGCAGCGACCAGACGAAGCAGAGAGAGCGCCCGCGCCGCGCCGGCCAUGGCUGCCGCCGUGACCACCACCACCACCGCCACAACCACCCAUCUCUGCCGUGGCCUCUCCUCCUCCUCCGCCGCCGCCGCCAAGCCGCGGCGAGCGACGACGCUCAGAUGCGGCGCCGCUGCUCGGGUGGAAGGGCUGGGGCGGAGGGAGGCGUUGCUCGGCGUGCUCCUCUCCACGGCGACGGCGGCGUCCGCGCCCGUCGCCGCCGUGGCCGCGACCGCCGAGUUGCAGGAGGGGUUCCGCACGUACGAGGAUGAGGCCAACAAGUUCAGCAUCGCCAUUCCACAAGACUGGCUGAUCGGCGCCGGCGAGGUCAGCGGCUUCAAGUCCGUCACGGCGUUCUACCCUGACCAAGUCGCCGACUCCAAUGUCAGCGUAGCCAUCACCGGAAUCGGCCCCGAUUUCACCAGCCUCAAGUCGUUCGGCGACGUCGACGCCUUCGCAGAGACCCUGGUGAACGGCCUGGACAGGAGCUGGAAACGGCCGCCGGGGGUCGCCGCGAAGCUCAUCAACUCCAGGGCAGCCAACGGGUUUUACUACAUCGAGUACACGCUGCAGAACCCCGGCGAGCAGCGCCGGCACAUUGUCUCGGCCAUCGGGAUGGCGUUCAACGGCUGGUACAACCGGCUCUACACGGUGACAGGCCAGUACAUCGAUGAGGACGGGGAUGUAGACAAGUACAGGGCUCAGAUAGAGAAGUGUGUUCAGUCAUUCAGGUUCACAUGAAAGAGGAGCAUCCUACACAACAUCCAACAAGGCGAGGACGAAAAACAUUUUGUAAACCAACGUAUUUCGUUAUAAUUGUAAAUCAAUCAGUAUAUUCAUGUCAUCAGUUCAACCAACUAAAUGUACACCAAUUGUUCCGAGAUUUUGACGAUGCGGCCUUGCCGAGGCCAACAUGAGCUAAUUAUGUUGUGGCAAGUCAUAAGCAUUGUUUUCUAUGCAUUUUUAAGGGAGAAAAAACAGGUGUAUUUGUUAGAUUUCAGGCGGCCAAAAUUUUGUAAAAUUUCAAUCACCCAAAGUUGCACAUUGCUAUAUUUUAGUUCAUUUUAACAUCCCAGUUUAAA